ACUAAUACAUAUUAUAAUAAUGAAUGUAUGAUAAUACUAUUUUCAUAAUCUAGUGAGGUUGCAUAGAUAUAACAAUGAAUAAUAAACAUUUAAGAAAAAAUCCCUACGAAAUUCGUCCUAUUCCUGAGGAAAUAUCAAUCCAAUUAAAAAAAUCUGGAAAUAAAUUCGAUGUGGAUCAAGUAGGACCUAAGAAGUAUAUGGUUUGGCCAUGUUAUAGGAAAUAUAAAGAUGAAAUUUACAAUUUUUCCAUUAAAACAAAUGAUGUUUGGGUAAUAACAUUUGGAAGAUCAGGAACGACAAUGAUGACUGAAAUGGUAUGGCAAAUAGCUAAUAACAUGGAUUUCAAAACAGGGUUUAAAGUGCCCUUAAUCGCGAGAGUUCCUUAUUUUGAGUUUCCUUUAGCUAAUGACCAUAGAAAAGAAUCACUUUUAAAGGAACAUAAAAACGAUCCCGAAAAAUUGACAACUCUUAAUUCAAUUCUUACACCUGAAUGGGAAAAAACUGAGUAUCCAGAAACAAGAAUUUACAAGUGCCACUUACCAAUUUCAUUGCUUCCACCAGAAUUACCCAAAGAAGGAAAAAUACUCUACGUAGUAAGGAACCCUAAAGAUACUGCAGUAUCUUCUUAUCAUUUUAGUAAAAAUUUUUCUGAUCAGCCACCAUUCGAACAAUAUUGGGAUCUUUUUGAAAAGGGCUUACUAUGGUCCACGUUUUUUGAUCACUGUCUAGAAGCAUGGAAUAUUAGAAACCAAGAAAAUGUAUUAUUUUUAUUUUAUGAAGAUAUUGUCAAGGAUAUGAGAUCUACAAUCUUAAAAGUUUGCAAAUUCCUUGGAAAAUCAUAUUCAGAUGCUGAAAUUAAUAAAUUGGUGGAACAUAUGAAAUUUGAUAAUUUUAAAAAGAAUAACAGCGUAAACAAAGAUUACUCUGACUUUUUCCCUAAAUCUGAUAGAGAUUUUGUAAGACAAGGCAAAGUAGAUUCCUAUAAGGAAUUAUUUACGAAGGAACUUAAUGAAAGAGCUAACAAAUGGAUCAGAGAAAAUUACCUGAAAACUGAUAUGAGAUUUCCUACCAUGCCUGAAUAAAUAUUUAACAAUAUAAUUGUUUAUAUUACAUUAAAGUUAUCUAAAGUAUAUAAAAAUUUUAACCUUGUUAAUGUUUGUAUAUGUGAAAAAUAUUUUAUUUAUUUUAUAUCAGAUAAAUAAAUAUUUAUAUAAUUUAAAAUUAUU
Brassicogethes aeneus is the source of this 1226-nucleotide messenger RNA. The record is from the annotation of a GenBank genome assembly. NCBI's taxonomy places the organism in Eukaryota, Metazoa, Arthropoda, Insecta, Coleoptera, Nitidulidae.